AUGAUUCACGCCCCGCUCGUCGUCGAGAGCUUCGCGCCCUCCGCCGCUGCCACCGCCGCCGCCGUCCCCGCCGACGUGCUGGCCCGCUACACGCGCUGCAAGAAGCUGCGCAGCACCCUGUACGGGGAGACCGCGCUGUACCAGGACGAGGAGCUCAAGAAGCUCGUGGUGCUCAAGCGCCUGAGCAUCCCGCUCCUGCAGGAAGGAGACAGCAGCAGCAGCCCCGACGCCGUCAAGGAGAACCCGCUCAGCGAGCGCGCCGUCAUCCAGCUGCUGGAAGACCCCCUUAUCGCGCGCGCCCCCGGUCGCGAACACGUUGUCGAGUACGAGAGAGAAGGGUUCUUCACGUGCGGAGACAGCGUCUUCGUCGCCAUGGACUUCUGCGCAGGCGGAGACCUCUACGAGUACGUCACCGCUAAGCCCGGCAGAAAACUUCCCGAGUCUGAGGCUCUGCCGCUUUUCGCCCAGAUCGCCAAGGGACUGAGCUUCCUACACACCGUCGGUGUGGCUCACCGUGACUUGUCGCUGGAGAACGUGCUGUUGAAGGACGGACAGGUGAAGAUCUGCGACUUUGGCUUGAGCGCAGCUGCCAACCAGUUCUCGAGUCAUCUGGUGGGCAAGUUCUACUACAUGGCGCCCGAGGUGACCCAGGGCGCCGUGUACGACCCCAAGGGCGCCGACGUUUGGUCGCUUGGAGUGCUGCUCUUCAUCAUGCUCACGGGCUCGCCCCUGUUCGCCGACGAAGACAGCCGCGCCCCGACCCUCCGCGUGCUGAACAAGUACGGCGUGGGCAAGAUCCUGGAGCUCUGGGGACUCAAGCAGCAGUUCUCCAAGUCCACGAUCAACCUGCUGGCCUGCAUGCUGCAGGUGCAGCCGUCCCGCCGCCUCAGCGCCGAAGAGCUGGCGCACCACCCCGUGCUGCGCGUGGCCCCGCCCGCCUGA
Molecule: messenger RNA, 942 nt
Organism: Phytophthora sojae
Lineage: Eukaryota; Oomycota; Peronosporomycetes; Peronosporales; Peronosporaceae
Exons: 1
Coding region: 1-942 (313 amino acids)
Biological process (GO): protein phosphorylation
Molecular function (GO): protein kinase activity; ATP binding
Source: RefSeq, a predicted model, not a curated record